Messenger RNA from Maniola jurtina (meadow brown), 498 nucleotides. Its product is annotated as protein GVQW3-like. NCBI's taxonomy places the organism in Eukaryota, Metazoa, Arthropoda, Insecta, Lepidoptera, Nymphalidae. Bases 1 to 498 code for a protein of 165 amino acids. The transcript has a single exon. The record is from RefSeq and is a predicted model, not a curated record.
AUGUCUGAGUCAUCGCUGCAGUUAACGAAAUUGGAACAUCGCGCCGUCAUAAAAUUCCUCGUAAAAAAGGGGAAAACAGCAAAAGAAAUUUUUGAAGAAAUGUCUAGUGUAUACGGAGAAUCUGGACCGUCGUCAGCCACGGUUAAACGAUGGACACGCCUAUUCCAACAAGGCCGAGAGACUCUGGAAGACGACCCCCGCUCGGGCCGGCCGAACACCGCAGUCACUGAUGAAAACAUCGAAAAAGUAAAAAAAAUUGUACUGGACGAUCGGCGAGUAAAAUUGUGGCAGAUAGCAGAAGAGCUGAGCAUCAGUAAGGAACGAGUUGGAGACAUUAUGCAUAAUCAUUUGCAUAUGAAUAAAGUCAGUGCGCGUUGGGUGCCUAAAAUGCUCACGCCACUGGACAAGCAGCGACGAGUUGAAACUUCCGAAGAAUUUAUAGACCUGUGCAAGGACAAUUUGGAGGAAAUUUGCACUCGUAUUGUCACCGUUGAUUAA